GUCAGUCUCAGCCUCUCAGGUUCCUCUCCACUCCUCUUCCUCGCUUCCCCUUGCUAAAAGCUCUAUCGAGGCAUAUUAUCAAACGCCAAGAAUGCAUAGACGAUUCCGUCCUUCUCUCUGCAAAUCCCUUCUCCAACCCUAUUGUCGGACCCCUCAGCUUCCAUUUUCUCCGGAUUCAAUCCCUCCGCCUCAUGGAUUCGUCAAGCUCCUCCGACAAUUUCACCUCGUCCACACCGGCAUCACAGGGAAUCUCCACACUCAGACGCCCCCUUUUCACCGGAACCCCCAAACCCAGAAACCGCGUACGGGCACGGCAAGGAGGUGGAGCUCGGGGUCGGAUUUGGAUGUCGACAGGGAAGUAGACACGAUAAAUCUCAAGUUCGCAGAGGCCAGAGAGGAGCUGGAGAUGGCUAUGGAUUCGAAGGAGACUGUCUACUUCGACGAGGAAGCUGAAUGUGCGAGAGAUGCGGUGAACGAGGUCCUGGGCUUGUACGACUCGCUUCUCGUGAAGUUGCCGGAGGGCGAGAGGGGCGCCGUGCAGAGGUCGAUGGGGCUCAAGAUGGAGCAAUUGAAGGCUGAAGUCAAACAGUUGGAAGAUUGAAGAAUUGAUCGUUGAAGUUAUGGAGGUUGGUAUUCUUGUUUAAUCGUGUAUUCUUGCUCCCCCUUUGAGGUUAUUUGAGGGAGAUUUGCUAAAUGGUGAAGGAAAUAGACGAUGCUUUAAAAAGUUCGGAUCUUUUUUGUUGAUUGGCUUAGUUAGUGUAUAAGCUCAAAGGAAGUUCCUUUCUGCUUUUACGUUGCUAUAAUCCUAAUAAAUUGGAUACAAUGUUGUUCACUGAACCAUCUUUGCCUUCUGGUGAACUCAAUUUGGGCUUGAUAUGGAAAGGAAGAGUAUUUGAUAUAUGUGAUUCACCUGGAAGUGUCUCUGCUGAAACUUUUAUCAGGUUCAAAUUCACAACCGACUUCUCAAAGGAAAUGUCUAGUUCUCUCAAUCUCUCUUCAACUUGUUCGUAUGCUUAGCUGUUUUCCUGUGGGCAUAUUAGUUAGGUAUCGGGUUCGUUAUACUUAUAAUUCAGUCAGCACAACAGACUCUUUUGAAAAGAAUGAUACUAAGAUGUUAGUUGCUCCGAGCCUCUGACAUUUAAAAUGUAAGAUGUCUGCUGCAAAUGCCUGUCCAAGUCAUCUAGAGCAUGCUUGUUUCCUUGAGGAACAAGCACACUGUUUUACCUGUUUAAGUUUGUAAUGGUGUGCAACCAUAGUUGCCAAUUGGCCGUUGCAGCUUCCUCAGUUGUGCUAAUUGCUUGGAUGGCGCUCCAUGGUUUUAGUUAAGUGAGUACCAGAUUUAGUAAUGUCGUGUGAAAUUUGAUAAUAUAUCUCUCAGCCUGAUAUGGAUGAAUCGAUUGGAAAUUCAGGACAGCUUCCGUGGUAAUUGACUGUGCAUCAGUGCAUGCUACAGCUACAUAGCUUCUGCUGUUAAACAAAAUAUGUCUGAGAGG
Molecule: messenger RNA, 1493 nt
Organism: Linum trigynum
Lineage: Eukaryota; Viridiplantae; Streptophyta; Magnoliopsida; Malpighiales; Linaceae
Source: the annotation of a GenBank genome assembly